This is a messenger RNA of Tarenaya hassleriana, 1451 nucleotides long. Its product is annotated as abscisic acid receptor PYL8. The transcript is spliced from 3 exons. Gene Ontology annotation, cellular component: nucleus; cytoplasm. Gene Ontology annotation, biological process: abscisic acid-activated signaling pathway. NCBI's taxonomy places the organism in Eukaryota, Viridiplantae, Streptophyta, Magnoliopsida, Brassicales, Cleomaceae. Gene Ontology annotation, molecular function: signaling receptor activity; protein phosphatase inhibitor activity; abscisic acid binding. The record is from RefSeq and is a predicted model, not a curated record. Bases 248 to 820 code for a protein of 190 amino acids.
GAGCGAGAGAGAGGGUCAGUUGGGGCUGUUUUACACACAAGCGACCAACAUCUUUUCCUCUUAUUCACAAAUCCCCUUCACCGGAGGUUCUCGCCGGCGGGGGACAUCGGAGUUCGGAUCUCCGGUGAGUUGAGGCGACGGUCAUCAGGACUCAUAUAGACUCGAUCUAGCCUUUUCCCGUGCUUUUCACUCUCUUCUGCGACGGUUUUGGUGGUCUUUUUGCCGUUUCCGGAACGGCCAUAUCGAGAUGAACGCGAACGGGACGGAGAACGUCAUGGCGGCGAGUCCGGAGCGCGAGUACAUCAGGAGGCAUCACAGGCACGAGCCUAUGGAGAAUCAGUCCAGCUCGACGCUUGUCAAGCACAUCAAAGCUCCUGUUCAUCUCGUAUGGUCUCUUGUGAGGAGAUUCGAUAAGCCGCAGAAGUACAAGCCGUUCGUCAGUAGGUGUGUGGUGAAGGGAAACCUUGAAAUUGGUACUGUAAGAGAAGUUGAUGUGAAAUCCGGGCUACCGGCUACUAAAAGCACAGAGAGGUUGGAAUUUCUUGAUGAUAAUGAGCAUAUCCUCAGCAUCAGGAUUGUCGGCGGUGACCAUAGGCUCAAGAACUAUUCUUCCGUCAUAUCGCUUCACCCGGAGACAAUAGAAGGAAGACCGGGAACACUAGUGAUUGAAUCAUUCGUGGUGGACGUGCCGGAAGGUAAUACAAAGGACGAAACUUGCUACUUCGUGGAAGCUCUGAUCAAAUGCAAUCUUAAGUCAUUGGCGGAUGUCUCUGAACGUCUCGCAGUUCAGGACCGAACUGAACCGAUCGACAGCGUCUGAGAUAUAACGGGAAAGAUUGAAAAAAAAAAGAGAGAACAGAUAUGAAUGAUGAUCAUAUCAUUAUUGUUGGAAUGGUGAUUCGCCAUUGGAUGAAGGGCUUUCCAAGUGGAGAAACGGACAGGGCAUUUAAUCACCAUCCACCCAUACCAACAAAAAAAAAAAAGAGUUGCCUUUUUUAACUUUCCAUUUUGUCCAUUUUUAUUUGUAAGGCGUUUCUUCUAGAACCAAAUAUGAUUUUGGGGGGUUUCCCUUCUUUGAGGGUAAAAGAGAAAAAAAAAAAGGCCCUCUUUCUGUCUCUCUCCGAAGGAGGGACCACCACACACCACUUGCAGGAAUCUUACAAUUUGAUGUAUAUCCGGAAACAGUGACAGCUGGAGGGCCUGCUCCCUUCUUUCUUUGAGAGGAGGCUUGACUCCUGAGGUCCCACUACUAAUCACUUCACCAAGUUUUAGCCUUUAGGUUUCUUCUUCCUUUUUCCUUUUCCCGCUAUUUUUGUUUGGUGAGUAAGAAGAGAGGGAUAGAGAGAGAGAGAAAGAUAAGAGCCAAUCAACCUUUUUUUUUGUUGUUGUUGUUGUAGGGAGGGGUGGGUAUGUUUUACAAGAAUGAUGGAGAAAAGUUCCGUUCGUUUCGA